Molecule: messenger RNA, 1435 nt
Organism: Brassica napus (rape)
Lineage: Eukaryota; Viridiplantae; Streptophyta; Magnoliopsida; Brassicales; Brassicaceae
Product: probable F-box protein At5g47300
Exons: 1
Coding region: 60-1199 (379 amino acids)
Molecular function (GO): protein binding
Source: RefSeq, a predicted model, not a curated record
AAACGUCAAAACCCUAAAUAAUAAGAAUUCAAAGCCACUUUCGUCUUUGGACGAUCACAAUGACUAUGAUGUCAGACCUUCCAGGAGAUUUGCUAGAGGAGAUACUCUGUCGCGUCCCUGCCGUAUCUCUGAAACGUCUACGAUCUUCAUGCAAACGUUGGAACCGUUUAUUCAACGAUAAGCAAUUCUCAACAAAGCACUUGGAUAAAGCAGCAAAACAGUCUCUGGUUUUCAAGGUGACACAAUAUUCUAGGGCUUGUUUGAUGAGUGUCAAUCUCCAUGGAACUCCAUCUGUAGAGUUUAAAGGUGAGCUUCGCCUACUCGGUUCGCAUUUGAACGCAAAUCAGAUCAAAAUAUCUAGAGUCUUUCACUGCGACGGGUUAUUGUUAUGUACUAUCAGUAACGACACUAGAAUCGUGCUUUGGAACCCGUUUACUGGUAAGACCAGGUGGAUCCAACCAAGAAGUACAAAAAACUCAUAUGCUCUUGGAUCCUACAAAGAACCUAGAUGUGGAACUAGUAGCUACAAAAUAUUGAGCUAUAGAACUUAUAAUGACCAUGAGUUUGAAAUAUACGAGAUUAACUCUAAUACAUGGAGAACUCUUGAUGUCACUUCGAUCUUCAAGCUAUUGUAUAUUGGUACCAGCGUGUCUUUCAAGGGGAAGACGUAUUGGUUUGCUUCCGAUAGAGAAGAUGAACAACUCGGCAUGUUCUUGGUCAGUUUUGACUACACAACAGAGAGAUUUGGACGCUUGAGUCUUCCUUGUAAGUAUCCUGUAGGUUUUUUCCAUGAUGUGGCUCUAUCCGUUGUUGGAGAAGAGAAGCUUUCAGUGUUAUUACAACCAAGAAACACACGGGGGAAAGAGAUAUGGGUAACGAACAAGAUCGAUGGGACUAAAGAGGUGUCGUGGAGAAAGUUCUUAACAGUGGAUUACCCCGAACGUGAUUAUUGGAUUACUUUUACUUGUUUUUGGGUCGACGAGGAGAAGAAAGUCGCCCUAUGUUGCGAGAAAUGUAUGUUCGACCGCAAUACCAAGAUCAAAGACUUGGUAUACAUUGCUGGGGAGGAUAAUGAAGUCAAACUACUUGAUUUUGGAGCAGUUACAUUUGGAUCAUGUUGGCCAGUUCUUGAUUAUUUUCCAAGCUUGGCCUAUAUCCAACCAGGUGGAGGCUUAAAGAAAAGAAAGAGAGAGAGGUGACUGCUACAUCCAACAUUUUUGUGUGUGCUUUCUUAAUCUAUCUUGGUCAUGUCCUUUGAGCUGACAGUUCAUUAACAAGUGGUCUUGUCCUUGGAAUAGUUAAUUAAUGAAUAUUUAUAUAUUUCAUUAAAAACAUAUUAAACUCUUUAAUUCAUGUAAAAUCAUAUUAAAAAUUAUUAAAAAUACAAUUACUUCAAAACUCUAAAGUAAAUACACCAUUCGCAAUACGUCAAACA